AUGCCCCGUCUUCUUCCCCGUCUCUUACGAAUACUGGCAAAUGCGCUCCCCGCUCAAAAGAAAGGAGGUCGAGAAAAUAAUCCACGCUUUUCGAAGAAAACCAAGAAAAACUCGAGAAAACCUUCGCUGCCUGCAGCUUCAUUUUCUCUGGUCAACAGAACACAGUCCAUACUUCUGGACCCUUUGAAUCCCAUCACCAACCCUCGGACUCGUGCACGGCACAAAUCAGCGCCUCCUCGAGUACGAGUACAAGGACGUCGCCAUCUCACAGAGGAUCCAGAUCAUGCGAGUCCAAGGAGUAUGACGGUUCUUGAGCGCGAAUACUGGUCAAGUCCAUACCUCAGAAUGCUAUCUACCCCCUUGCGUCAAUGUAUAGUCACGCGCAGAUUCUUACCAUCUGAUUUUCUCAUUCGAUUGACCCCCAUGCGAGUGGACUUGGAAGCGACGCGUGCUACCUCGUUAUUACCUGAUGGACUUGAACACCCUCAAUACAAGGCUCGAAAAGGUCACACAGGAGUAUAUAUGAUUUGCUGGAAAGCAGCUGUCCAGCAACUUCAAGAGCGAAAGCCUUUUCGUCGUUUUGCUGCUAAUCUUUCGGUGCACGCUCUUCUUGAUUCACAUAUCGGACAUCUAUUACGGCUUCGGGUAUUACAAGAGCUUGAGGUGCUGGCCGACAGUCUACGGAUUUCUCCUCGUGGAUCUACGGAAACGAUGGUCCUUCGGAGGCUCACUCGCGCCGAAUGGAAAACAGUGCGUACAAAUGGUUUAAUCAAGCAUGAUGGCGCUGCAGCGGUACUCGUUGUACCACCUCUCAAUCGAGAUCCUAUAACCAAACUGAAAUCAAGCGCUUCAAUGAAACCAGACCAUUCGGACUCAGUUGAUUUGCAGGAUCCAGACUCCGAGGUUUCACGGCGACCCCUUCCACUCUCCUCCCUUUAUCCAUGUGAUAAUUUCGAUACGAAGGACCUUCCUUUCCCUGAUCUGCUACCGACCUCUCAGGUGCCUUUAUAUAACGGUUUAACUCUAUUUCCCUCAGCACCACAACGUGCAGUGUUAUAUGCUGCUUUGUGUAAGCUGUUGGCUGUGGAACGUAAGGCGCGAUGGCGGACACACGCGCACCCUGACCCAUCUAGUAAAGAGCUCACAAAAUCAACUAAUAGCGAUGAAAAGGGAAGUCAUGCAUUCCUACUGACUUCUGACGAUCGUACUGUGAAGAGAGGUGAUACGGCUGCCUUGGCGAUUGCAUUAUGGCGAUUAAGAAUGUGGGAAGGGGAAGCAUGGCAAGGCGACAGUGAUGGCAAUGAAGGAUGGGAGAUCAAUAAGGAGUGGAGGUUGAAUUAUAACAAGAAUUGGAGAAUAUAA
Messenger RNA from Serpula lacrymans var. lacrymans S7.9, 1362 nucleotides. RefSeq lists its product as uncharacterized. Bases 1 to 1362 code for a protein of 453 amino acids. The record is from RefSeq and is a predicted model, not a curated record. The transcript is spliced from 4 exons. NCBI's taxonomy places the organism in Eukaryota, Fungi, Basidiomycota, Agaricomycetes, Boletales, Serpulaceae.